AUGGCCUCUAGUGCCGGAAGAGGAAAAUCUCGAAAUGCAACUGAAUUAUCUAAAAUUUUGCGCAGUUUAUUUGUUGAUGACCAGGAGCUGCAAGAACUGAAGGAACGUCUUGAUAAUGCUAUGGUCUUCAAUCUUUCAUUUGAGAAUGCUACUGCAAUUGAUCUGAGUGUGGAGAGGUCUGCCAGUAAUGCUAUUGGCAAGCAAAUGUUGUUUCAACUCAUGGAAUCUGAGAAUUGGCUCGAAGUACGUGAUAAAUAUAAGGGAAUUGCACCAAGGGAUGUGUUACAGAGGAUUUCUAAGGACAUGAAAUUUAAUGAUCUAACUACAAGGAAAGCAAACAAACCUCUUCUAAAUAUACUUGUUAAUGACAUGGGCGGGCAUGCUAGAGCUCUAGAGGCACUUGAGAUAGCCAUCAAAGGUAAAGACUUGGAUAAUUGCAACUUUGCAGAAUUAAUGAAUGAGAUACGUGUGAGACUUGUUGACCGUUAUAGUGAAUGGAAUUUCAUCAUCCCCGAAACAGAAAUCAGAAUUGCAGAACUCUCACAAUUGGGACUGGUUCAGUUUAUGAAUGAUGAGGGAGAAACCGAUCAAGGAUGA
Messenger RNA from Entrophospora sp. SA101, 597 nucleotides. NCBI's taxonomy places the organism in Eukaryota, Fungi, Glomeromycota, Glomeromycetes, Entrophosporales, Entrophosporaceae. The record is from the annotation of a GenBank genome assembly.